AUGGCUGGUCGUAAAGUUCAGCUGGAUUUUUCAGACUCUAGAUGUUCUUCAUGUGCAAGCCAUUCAUAUUAUAUCAUCCUGGGUCUGAUUCUUGUUUACUACACUACACUCUCCAUGCAUUCUCAAGUAACUUCAGAGAGCUGCAAGCCAAAUGAGAUUUCUUCCAAAUACCAGCAUUGUGGACUUCACCCAGAUGGAGUCCGUGAUUUGGACUGUUUUACCAAAAAUACAUGGUCCAAAUUAAGAUGUAUGUGGAAACCUGGAAAACACGCAUCCAAAAAUACACAUACACUUGUAAUACAACAAAAAAGAGCAAAUCAAAAAACAAAAAACAAUUAUUGCAGAGUUUAUAAAAACAUCACUAAAUUUCCUGAAGACAUCAAGUUCUAUAAAACCUACAGUGUGACCAUUCAGAUUUUUGAAAACAGUGAGUCAAAAAAUUGCACCCAGGCAGCUUUUCAAGGUUCACCGGGGAGUCUGCAGCGAUGUGACCCUCCAAAUCAUGUGAAAUUCACACGGCACUCUGGGAAACUGGACAUAAAUGUGAGCUGGGAUCAGAACGAUGUGACGCAUAUCAUGUCUUACUCUGUCAGAUACAAAGCACUGGGAAGCCUUCAAUGGAAUGAGUCACCUGGAAUGUCCCAGAAUAAAACCACAUGCAGAGUGGAGAAUCUAAACUCCUCAGUGGGCUACAUUUUACAGAUACACUGCAUCACCAAUACUAAAUGUACACAGUGCCCAUGGAGUGAACCAUACACUGUGCUAUCAGAGCUGACAUCACAGCCGGUCAUCGUCAACUUUGAAGAAACUGACGUCGCCAAUACAAAGGGUUCUCGCCUUGUUUCAAUAACCUGGAAGGUUUCUGCCAGAGACCUGCAUGAUGGCUACAUUGUGACCAUCGGGAAAGAGUCAGGAGAGGCCCCAAUUGAGCAGAUCAACACCACUCAGCCCAGCAUCACACUGAUUCUCUCCUACUCAGCUUAUCGUGUGAGCAUCAGGUCUUUCAACAACGUCAGCAUCUCUCCAGCUGUGAGCCAAAUAAUACCCCUGCGCGAAGACAUGGACAGUAUGGGAGAUGAUAAGCUGAACGUGACAGUCCACAAUAACAUAUCCUUCAAAAUCUACUGGAAAGAUUCCCUUCUCAAAAAAUAUGUGUGCUAUUGUGCGGAGUGGAGGGAAGAGAAGACUACAACAGCGUACAAGUCCUUUUACCUUAAAGGCAAAAACUACUAUACUUUCUCUCUUUUAAAAGAACCCUUGAAGCCUUACAAGAGAUACACCCUCAGUCUGCACGUGCGACCGAAUAAGGACACCUGCAACAUGAAGCAUCUUAACAACAGCGAAAGAACGUUUGCAAGCACAAAGUUUUAUUUCAUGGAAGGCACUCCUGUGAGUGGUCCCGCGAAUAUCAGCAGUUACAAUUUGACACAGAAUUCAAUGGUGCUGCAGUGGUCAUCCAUCCCAGAAGAAGACACCAGAGGUUUCCUACUGGGUUACACAAUCCACUACACUGAGAACCACCUGAGGGGAACAGAAUCUGAGAACAACAUUACAGUGGAUCCAAAUUUUAACAAGUAUGAACUGAAGGAUCUUACAAGUGGCACAACAUACCAAGUCCAGAUAUCAGGUUUCACCUCUAAAGGAACAGGAAAACGAAGUGAACCCAACUUUUUUACAACGACUCAAGAAGGAAGUUUUAGAUUCACUAGUUUUAUUACAGUCGCUGCAGUUUUGGCCACUGUGCUGAUAUUUGGACCACCAAUAAUAAAAAGAGCAAAAGUUGUCCUCUGGCCAAGCAUACCUAAUCCUGGAAAGAGCAAUACAAUGCAGAAAAUAGACAGGCCCUGUGAACUGGAACUCCUUGAGGCAAUCAAUACUCUGAAGGCUGAAGAAUGGGAAACAAAAAGUCUCCAUAUAAUUGAGAAAGAAGCUGUCGCCCCUGCCACGAUAUUGCCAGCAAUGCUACCGCUUCUUUGUGGCUUAGACAAACAGGGAGAUUCACCAGGAAUUACUUGUAACUGGAUCCAAACAGAGACAGAUGAUGCAACUGGCAAUAUAUCUCCCAACAAUACUACAGACACAUUGUUGGAAACCCAGCAGACAGACCUACAAAGUUUUCCUUUUCCCUUUCCAAGUGGCUAUACCACGAUGGAAAUGUUUCAGCAGGUAAUGCCACAGAGCAUCACUGCCGUUACUCAAGACAUGGAAAGUGACCCAGAGGACACAGACCUGACUGUAUUCAACCCUAAGCCAGGACUGGACUAUGUAAGACAAUUUAGCACCAGUCCAGUCUCGGACAGUGACCACUUGUCCAUGAUUUUGUGAUGAAGGUCAAAAUGCGGAACAUAAAGAGGAAAAAUCACUACGUGAACAACUUAGUCUAAAAGGCCAAAGUAAGAACUGCUGCCCCUGACUGUUUCUGCUGUGGCUUAUGAAGAACAACAAUUCAGUUUACCAACAACAUGGAUUCAUUAGGCUAAUAAAAUCAGCAGAAUUACCAAGACAUCACAUUUAUGUAAAAAACUUAACCAAAUUAAUGGCAUGCCAAUUGUUAGAAUUGGAGUAAAAAGACAAAACAUCCUCCCAAAAAGUGCACUUAACCAUUAUCACGGUCAUUGAAUAUGUCUCUGAAUACUCUGAAACUGCUUUGUGCAUAGUUGGUCUGUGAACAUACAAUAUUAUCCUGUCAUUUCAUAAUAAAAUUCAUGAGA
Messenger RNA from Pelmatolapia mariae (spotted tilapia), 2711 nucleotides. RefSeq names its product protein sidekick-1. Bases 1 to 2325 code for a protein of 774 amino acids. Lineage: Eukaryota; Metazoa; Chordata; Actinopteri; Cichliformes; Cichlidae. The transcript has 16 exons. Gene Ontology annotation, biological process: cytokine-mediated signaling pathway. Gene Ontology annotation, cellular component: signaling receptor complex; external side of plasma membrane. The record is from RefSeq and is a predicted model, not a curated record. Gene Ontology annotation, molecular function: cytokine receptor activity; cytokine binding.